AUGGAAAAACCUUAAGAGAUUACUUAUUCUAAAAAAAGGAAAUGAUUUAAGUAUUCAUUUUGAAGUUUUCUAAUAAAAUAAAUCCUUCUAUUAAAGAGAGCGAAUGGAGAAAAGAUCAAGAUAACAAAAGUUGAUGGAUGUUUAUUUGAGUUUCAAAUAGAAGUCAAUGGCGUUAUUUUUGGUUUAUAAGAAAUACUUUAUAAAAUGAA
Paramecium sonneborni is the source of this 209-nucleotide messenger RNA. Lineage: Eukaryota; Ciliophora; Oligohymenophorea; Peniculida; Parameciidae. The record is from the annotation of a GenBank genome assembly.